Molecule: messenger RNA, 2331 nt
Organism: Cladocopium goreaui
Lineage: Eukaryota; Dinophyceae; Suessiales; Symbiodiniaceae
Source: the annotation of a GenBank genome assembly
AUGGAUGCUCAACCAGUACCACAAGCACCACCUUUGCCUCCUGUCCCUCCUUUUCCAGCGUUUCCGGAAAGUGGUCAACGCGUGGAGCAGUUUCUGGAUGGAUAUGAGAGGACAAAGGGGUCGGACCAAAAAGGGAAGCUGGGUGAUCGUCAGUGGAAGCCAAAUGAAGUAGAUCAAAAGAGUCUCAAGGGGAUCAGUUCACAUGAACUUUCACCAAGUGAAGCUAGGGAAGUAUGGCUAGAGCGAGAAGUGCAAUCGUUGCGGUCGGUUUUGGAUCGCAUGGCAGAUCAAACAUCGUUCAAGUCAUCUCCAUACUGGUCUCAGGGAUUUCAGUCAGGGGCUCCAAAUCAAGUCUCUGUCAUGCGGGCGUCGGGAGAUCGUGAUGACAUUCGGGCUCAGCAUUCUUUGAGCAGUGCUUUUGAAGUUCCACAUGACGAUCGGGCUCAGCAUUCUUCCAGCGGUGUUGCAGAUCUACUCCAUGCAGCUCGGGUCUUGAAUGGUGCGAGCAGUGCUCCGGCUCUACCACUGCAGCGGAGACUGGCAGCGGUGCUUUUAACGUACCGCAUGACGGUCGGGCUUUGCAUGGAUCUGGCAGCGGUGCUUUUAACGUACCGCAUGACGGUCGGGCUUUACAUGGAUCUGACAGCAGUGCUUAUCAAGUACCACAUGACGGUCGGGCUUCGCAGGCAUUUGGCAGUGCUUCCAGAGUAUGUCCUGGUGAUCGGGCUCCGAGCAUGGGAAAGUUUCAACAUGAUGGGGAUCAUCUUUGGCAUCCUCCACAAGAAAGGUUCUACGGGUGGUAGCGCCAGUGAUGUUCUCCUUCAAGAAGCUACGCAAUGGCUGAAGUCGUUGAGGCUUCCCCAGGUCAAAGUCAUGCGGGUCUCGCAGCUCAGUCAUGAAGAAAGCCAAAAUUCCUGUGCUCUUCAAGAUCCAGCAGGUGAACACGUUGAAGUCCAUGUGCAUCAGGGUUGUCCAAUGGUUUGCAAAAGGGAUGGUGAAGUUUUGAUGUCGAAGCUGGAAGCCUUUCACAUGAGAAUGGUGCAGCGGUGGGUGGUGCUGAACAUGAUCCGCCAAGAUCCAAGGCUGCUCACCAACCAAUUGGAUGUAGAGAUGGCGUUGAAUGUCAAAAUGAUGGACUUGUGGCCUUCACUGCCUCAGGACAUUGCAAUGGUUGCUGUGGAUGCUUCUUUUGUCAUCAAUUUGUACAACAAGUUGCGUCGUUGUCCAAAGAAGAUCCGUAACCCACAUGGGGACCUACGGGGCCAACUCGUCACGCUGCUGGACAAGCAGGAACAAGCUUUGGUGACGAAGGACGCCCUGCUGUUUCUGCGCAUGCUGUUUGUCUAUGCCAUCUGUGAGGAUGUCAGAAGUUCAGAAGCGUUGCAAACAGGCUUGACCCUUGAGCAGCCUGAAGAUCCAGCUAGAUAUCGACAUCCUCAGGAGGUGGCUGAGAAGAAGUUCAUGAGUGUUUGGAGGUGUGAUGCCAAUUUUGAAGCUGGCAGUGAUGAUGAGCGAAGAACUAUGACUAUGAGCCAACGAUGUGCAGAUUCGAAGUCAUGGGCUGAAUGGUCUCCAGGCUUGAAAGCGGCCAUUGUGGUAGCGAUCCAGCAUCGACUUCGAAAGCAACAUCAACAACAAGUUGGUCUUUUGCCUAUGCACUUGCGACAAGAACCUGAUUCCGAGCAACUUGAGGAUCAACAUCAGAAUCUACAACUAAGGCCAUUGAAAGCAACAACAUUGGAGGCCUGGAGAUCGCACUACCUGAAUGAUCACAUGCCAGCUAGGUUCCGUGAAGACUUGGGACUUCGAAAGAAGGCAGUGGAAAAGGAAAAGGUUGGGAAUUCAUCCACAACUAUGACCUCAGGUGCUGCCAUCAAGAUCUUGACAGUGGGUAGCGUGUUGGUGGGCCAUGCUAAGGCGAUGUCCAAUGCUACUGCAACGGAGGACGUGGAUUUCACACUGGUGUGGACGGCGGGCAUAAUCCUGAUGAUCUUGGGUGCAAUCUAUGCCAUGCAGCUGGUGACCAAAGGAAUUCAAUGCUGUGUGAAAAGAUUGUGGAGGGCAUCGGGCAGCCAGUAUGACUGCAACGAUUUGCGAAGACGAGUUUUCGGAGACUUCACUGGUGAUGGCAGACCUACAACACGGCAGAGGGCGGCGACACCAUCGGCUCUGCAGGAUCUACAACAUGGCAGAGCGCAACACAAUCGGGCUCUGCAGGUUCCACAUCACAGCAAAGAUCCUCGCGAUCGGGACGUCUUCACAGUCGGGCAUUGCAGCGACUAUCUCAGUGACGAGCGCGACACCAUCGGGCUCAGCAGAUGCAUCGAGUAG